AUGGCGGCGCCCAUUAAAACAUGUUUUUAUGUCACUAAUGGGAAUUAUUUCAGAACAAAACGUAUAGCCAGAAUAUGGGGUCACUUUAUUUUAAGACCACACAGUGUUAGAGUACGGUUUGCACCUAGUCCUACUGGUAUGCUCCAUUUAGGAGGGUUGAGAACAGCACUUUAUAAUUAUUUGUUUGCAAAAUCACAAAAAGGAACCUUUAUUUUACGCAUUGAAGAUACAGAUCAGACUCGUCUUGUUCCGGGAGCAAUGGACAAAUUGGAAGGCAUUCUUUCUUGGACUGGACUUGUACCCGAUGAAGGUCCAAGGCAAGGUGGCAGUUAUGGUCCAUAUAUACAAUCUCAAAGGUUAGCCAUCUAUCAAGAAAAUAUCCAAAAGCUACUUCAGAAUAAGACGGCCUACCCAUGUUUCUGUACACCGAAGCGACUGGAACUUCUGAGAAGAGAUGCCGUGAGACGAGGCGAGACGCCUAAAUAUGACAACAGAUGUAGGCAUUUGACCAGUGACGAGGUUACAGAGAGACUGGAGAAGAAACUUCUACACGUUGUCAGAUUUAAACUGGAGCACACCACUGAUACCUGGGAAGACUUGGUGAAGGGGCCGAGUUCUCACGACGUAGCCAACAUCGAAGGCGACCCAGUUUUAAUGAAAUCUGAUGGAUUCCCAACAUACCACUUUGCCAAUGUCGUUGACGAUCAUCUGAUGAAAGUUACGCACGUCCUACGAGGAGAUGAAUGGCAGCCGUCGACAAUGAAACACAUUCUGUUGUAUAGAGCCUUCGACUGGUCACCACCUCACUUCGCACAUCUCCCGCUUAUUGUCAACAAAGAUGGAACCAAACUUUCCAAAAGACAGGGAGAUUUACAUGUUGAGAACAUCAAGAACAGAGGCUACUUCCCUGAGGCAGUUUUAAACCUGGUGACAAAGAUUGGAGGUGGAUUCGACAUGGACGGUACGAAUGGAAUGGGUCUCGAUGAACUCACUCAAAAGUUUUCUAUUGAAAAAGUCAAAAGCAGUCACGGUCGACUGGAUAUGCAAACUCUGGAUGAUGCUAACUUAGAACACCUGAGGAUUAAAGUCAAUGGAGCAGAGAGAAGCCUAAUCAUAGACCAGCUUCGGGAACUGGUGUCAACUGCUUAUUCAGAAAGACUGGGCGAUGCUUCCAUUACAGAUCACAUUCUCAGUUCUCAGUACAUUGGCUCUAUACUAGACUGGGCUGUGUCGGAAAAAAGGAUCAUAAAGACUAACGAUCUACUGGAUUCUAAGUUCAGCUUCCUGUGGACAACCCCUCAAGAGCAGGACAUAGCAGACUUAAAGAACUCCCCAGUCUCGGUUCCCGACCUGCUGCACGGCUGUAUCACCACACUGGACACAGUGAGAGACUUUGAUAUCGGUCACGUGACUCAGUCUCUGCGGUCUCUGAUCAAGGAUGAGAAGUUAAAAAUGAACACCUGUAUGCACUGUUUGAGGAAGUCCCUCAGUGGCUUGCAGCAAGGCCCUCCAGUUGCAGAAAUGAUGACAAUUAUUGGCAAAAAAAACACAAUACAGAGACUAAAACACACAAUGGACGUUCUGACAAAAUCCUAGCAGUUUCUUUGCAAACAACUUCUGCAAGCAACAAAAUGAAUGAAUGAAGUGUAAAUAAAGCUUAUUUACUAUUGGACUGCACAAGAGAUGAAACAGACUGGAAGUUUUUUUUUCCCAGAAAUCUCAAAGAAAUUUAUUAGGGUUAUUGUGAGCUCUUCAAAAAAAAGAACAAAGUUGUGGCACACUUUAUAAGAACUUGAAGAAAAACAAACAGAAAUCUGAUGUCAAUGGUUUUCUUUAGUUUAUUGCGUAAUACUAUUCAAUAAAUUUAAUGACACAGUUAAUAUACAUUUUAUAACAGAAAUAAUCAGGUAUGCAUCAAUAAAGAUUUUAUCAUAAAUACAUGUAUAAAGAAUACCACUAGGGUAAGUGCUAAAAAUAGCACAAUGCACAACUUACCUAUUGUAUAGCACAACUUACCUAUUGUAGCUCAUACAAGACCACUAGACUGAUACGAACAACAUACAGUGAAACAAUCUUGAACCGUUUUAGAGUUAUGCCCUGGAAACGGUUAAUCAUUCUGGCUAUUUGUUUCCAAGGUAACAGAAUUUAAAAUAUAUAUCGAAACCUAGCAGCAAAAGACACUACUAGACCACUAGGCCGAUAUGUGUAUAAACAAAAUUAAAUUUAUCUCAAUGUUUUGGAGUUAAAUUGGCAUCUCUCUCAGUUAGUCCAGAUCCCACAUGAAGUGAAAAUGAAUCUAAAUCAGUGACAUUUCUAUCAUACAUAAGAAAGAAAUAAUGUUGCAUAUUGAUUACAAAAUGUUUUCAACUGCCGACUCUUUUUGGUUUUGUUUGAAUACCCAUUGGUGAGAACAUCCUUCAUUACAUAUGAUAACACGUAUACGUGUGAUAACAAUUUAAAGGCAUACAACUGGCUACUUCUAGGUGAUGACUAGGGGCCUAAUUCACUAAACUCUCGUAACUUUGUGAUCUCACAGUUCAGUGCUAAAAGACUUGCAAAGAGGAUGCUUUGUUGUCUAACAGAACCUAAGAGAGCUUUAUGAAUUAGGCCCCAGAUCUCCAAUGUAAUACCAUCCAACAAUAAAAAGCAUAUUGAAAUUGAUUACAAUGGUGAAAUACAGUUAACCUGUGAUGUGUAAGUUAGUUACAAGUGCUAGGACCAUAAAUAUGUUUUUUAGGAUAUGUAAGAAAUAGAAUACUCCAGUACAUUCAUGUCCAUUAGAUAUCAUUCAUCUUGAAAGUUGUUGUUUAAAAACUUAAACUUGCUUUUGCAAUUUAAGAUACAUUUUAAAACAACUUGUAAGAUAAAUGGUAUCUAACAACAACUCAUGUAGUAUUCUCUAUAUAUCUU
Molecule: messenger RNA, 2910 nt
Organism: Gigantopelta aegis
Lineage: Eukaryota; Metazoa; Mollusca; Gastropoda; Neomphalida; Peltospiridae
Product: probable glutamate--tRNA ligase, mitochondrial
Exons: 14
Coding region: 1-1596 (531 amino acids)
Biological process (GO): glutamyl-tRNA aminoacylation
Molecular function (GO): ATP binding; zinc ion binding; glutamate-tRNA ligase activity
Source: RefSeq, a predicted model, not a curated record